Molecule: messenger RNA, 1785 nt
Organism: Fusarium venenatum
Lineage: Eukaryota; Fungi; Ascomycota; Sordariomycetes; Hypocreales; Nectriaceae
Product: fungal-specific transcription factor domain-containing protein
Biological process (GO): DNA-templated transcription; regulation of DNA-templated transcription
Cellular component (GO): nucleus
Molecular function (GO): DNA binding; DNA-binding transcription factor activity, RNA polymerase II-specific; zinc ion binding
Source: RefSeq, a predicted model, not a curated record
AUGCUCCCAAGGCUGAACCACCAGGAUCUACCGGAUACAAAACAUAUCAAGAUCUUGAUUGAGCAAUACUUUCAAAACAUUCAUCCGAUCCGAUGUUUCUCUUUUAUUCACAAACCGACUUUCAUGCAGAAACUGGACGACAAGAAUGCGUCUGCUUGGCAAGGUAAUGCCUUGUUACAUAUUAUGUGCACACUGGGAGCUCAAUUCUUCGCCCUCAACUACAGCGAUACUGUUCAGCAGCUUCCUUCGACUUUCAUCCUGAAGGUUGGUUCUAAAUGGGCGAGCACCGCGGAACGCUUACUUCUUGGGAAUACAAACCAUAUUUCUAUCAAUGGCUUGAUGACCGCCCAAUUGCUUUACGACUAUGCCCUUCGCAUGGCUAACUUUACCCAAGCCUUUGUGUUCAGUGCCCUAAUGGCUCGGAUGACUCAGGCUCUACAACUCAAUCUCGAAUAUUCUCCUGAUCUCCUGGAUCAGUCACCAAACACCCUAUCAGCCACAGCUCGUGAGUCUCGAAGACGAUUAAUGUGGAGUUGUUAUGUCACAGAUGUGCUUUGUAGCAAUGGAGUGGAGCAACUAACAUUGAUCUUUGAGAAAAAUAUCAAGAUUCAGUUGCCAUGCAAUGAGCGAAACUUUCUCCACGAGAGGCCCUCAAUUACCAGGACACUCAACGGCUCACCUCUAGAGUUUAUCCCUCCGGACCAGCUACCAGCGGACAUUGAUAAUAACAUGGGAAUACUGGCCUAUCUCAUUCAACAGCUUGAAAUCAGAAGGAGGGUCCUAUGGUAUAUCAAGCAUCUGGAUAUCGCCAAGUCACCAUGGCUUCCCGACUCAGAAUUCGCACAUUUAGACCGGGAAUUACAGACUUGGUAUUCAUCUCUCCCUCCCAGUCUUCAGUUCACAACUUCCAAUAUCUAUAUACGCAAGGAGUCCUCGCAGCUUGGGACACUUUGUUUCUUUCACUGUGCCUAUCAUCAGACCAUGCUGGACUUUUAUCGAAUCGGAACCCCAGAAAUGUUCAAGCUCCGGUCACCCUUCAAUUUCCCUCCUGAAACACACGGCUUUCAGAGACAUCUGCAACACGCACUAUUUAAGGAAGCACGGACUUUGGCUGCAAUAAUUGCAGAAGCGGCACAGCAUGGUCCCAGAAUGAUUGGGGAUACAUGGUUACCUACCAUCGCCUACGAGAGUAAUCGUGUAAUGCUGUUCUAUUUGACUCAAGUGACUGAUCCUUUGGGCAUCAACAAACGGAAUCUUGUACUCAGCACGAUCCCAUAUCUGCAGAGCAAUUUGAAGGCUUUGAAAACAAUGUGUGCAACCAAUAAAAUGGCUGAAAGUCUUUAUCGUGGGGCUGAAAGCAUGCUACAAAAGUUAGGUGUAAACUCUAACAUCAUCUUGCCGCUACCCAAUGUCAUCCUAGAUGAUCCAUGCCUGGCCUUCCCGAACAGGGAGUCAGAAGUGGAGCCUCAAAGAGCAGCAGAUUCAGAUCUUCAUCCCCUUUCAAUUUUCCGCAUGGCUCGCAAAGAGAUUCCCGAGGGUCACCUUCCCGUAAUACCGGUGCAUAGUCGUUCACUAGAUACUACAGACGCGAGCGUACUACCAAUCAUGGAGCAAGCACCACGGAUGGAUGGGACCUUUGAGGAAUUUGGUCACAAUCUGGACAUGUUCUUUAUGCCUGACUUAGCGCGAGACUGGCAAGUUGCAGAAAUGCUCCUUGAAUCUGGAACCGAUGGCGGUGGGCCAAUGUCAUGGACAGGGAUGUCACAAAUGGGGGGAUAUCCAUGA